AUGAAUGGGCGCCGGUAUAAAAGGGGGCGGCUGCUUCAUCAGUCUGAGUCUCAACAACUGGUGAUGAUGAAGAUGAUGACGACCAAGGCUGUGCUGCUCUUCCUCGCCCUCGUGCUGGCCGCAGUUCGGGCAGACGUGAACUCGGCAGAGGUGACCGGCUCCUGGGCUACCCAGGCUGUGGCCUCAGAUAACCCGUCCAAGACGGGUGAUGGCGGGCCUCUGCGACCCUUCUUCCGGACGAUUGACUGCGCUGGGGCCGGCUGCCAGACCAUCACCCUGAGCUUCUACACCAAGGAGGCUGGCCGCUGCGUCCUGCACACAGUCGUGGGCGAGAAGGGUUCAGAUGGCAACUACCAGAGCGAGUACUCUGGGCAGAACUACUACCACUUCCUGGUGCAGAAGCCUGGCUUCAUUGUCUUCUACAACCACAACGUGGACGCCAAUGGACAGGACACCCACAUGACCGUGGCCCUGGCCCAGGGUGGCCAGCUAAGUGACACACAGAGUGCGUCAUAUGCAGAUGUCACCGACGCCAACAGCAUCUCCCGAGGGAGCAUCCAGCAAGUGGCAUCACAUGAGAAGCAAAUUCCUAUGUCAACCUCAGAGUUAACUGAGGAAGACAUGAAAGAACUGCCAGAUAAAGAUUAA
This is a messenger RNA of Ochotona curzoniae (black-lipped pika), 648 nucleotides long. Its product is annotated as female-specific lacrimal gland protein-like. The transcript is spliced from 6 exons. NCBI's taxonomy places the organism in Eukaryota, Metazoa, Chordata, Mammalia, Lagomorpha, Ochotonidae. The record is from RefSeq and is a predicted model, not a curated record. Bases 1 to 648 code for a protein of 215 amino acids.